Bufo bufo (common toad) is the source of this 1033-nucleotide messenger RNA. Its product is annotated as lamin tail domain-containing protein 2-like. Gene Ontology annotation, cellular component: nuclear envelope; cytoplasm. Lineage: Eukaryota; Metazoa; Chordata; Amphibia; Anura; Bufonidae. The record is from RefSeq and is a predicted model, not a curated record. The coding region runs from base 67 to 801 and encodes 244 amino acids. The transcript has 7 exons.
GCACGCAAAAAAAGGACAAGAAGAGAACUUCAGCCAAGGCCAGCCACACAGCCAGCAAUACCGGAAAUGUGCAGCUCAUCUGGUCCCUUGAAGAUUGAUGAAGUCAACUCCUUAGGUCACUUCAUCCGAAUAAUGAACACCUCCACAGACCAGGAUAUAGAUCUAAGCGGCUAUGUUCUGCUGCAGCUGGAGAGAGGGCAGGUGGUUUCUAUGUAUCGCUUCCCGCACAAUAUGCUUCUGGCAUCCCUUCAGCACAUUACGAUUUGGGCAUCAGGAGCAAAGGCUUCUCAAAAUCCACCAACAGACUUAGUGUGGAAAGGACGAGUUUUCUUCCGAAGCAACCCACAAUGUAUCACUAUCCUGGUGCGGCCAAAUGGACAGCCUGUUGCUUUUCUUAAGAAUAAGGAAUCGUCCUCCCGGCCAGAGACUGCUAGCCCAAGUCUAUGUAAGCAUCAGAAAGCCAUAAGGAGACCUGUGAUGGAGCAGACCAAGGUUUAUUCCACCCCACCUACAACACUCGCCAGAACCUGUGGUGGCCCAGAAGUUAGGAUGUCUCACAGUAUAUUGCCUUACUCAACUUUAAAUCAAACACCAAGCAAUAUACCAAAGUUCUACUCAGCCUUCAGGAACUCAGGACUGGCACACAGUGAGCCUCAUCCAGUAUCUGUCACCUGGCAGCCUCAACGGUUGAAUACAAACAGUCCACUAAUCAGACUUAUAGUCCAGAAGACUGCCCGAUCCAAGCAUGGAUUUAACUUCCUCAGUCAUAUACCCUUUACAUCUGAUCUCCUGAAAGUCUAGUGACUGCGUAUCCAUUCUAUUAAAGUGGACCUGCACUUUACUUUUGGCAUACAGUAUAGGUUUACUAUGGUAACCAUUCAGGUUUCAUGGAAAUAAAACAUAAUUCUUGUAUAAUGAAAAGUUGUCCAACUUUCUAAUAUACAUAGGCACUGAUUUAUCAAGGUUGGUGCAUACUAUGCUGGCCUUGAGAUUUCAGUGUUUAUGUGUGCCAGUUUCUGGAGUAAAUAAUGAU